Molecule: messenger RNA, 2319 nt
Organism: Vigna radiata var. radiata (mung bean)
Lineage: Eukaryota; Viridiplantae; Streptophyta; Magnoliopsida; Fabales; Fabaceae
Product: hydroxyproline O-galactosyltransferase GALT6-like
Exons: 7
Coding region: 189-2000 (603 amino acids)
Cellular component (GO): Golgi membrane
Molecular function (GO): galactosyltransferase activity; carbohydrate binding
Source: RefSeq, a predicted model, not a curated record
UACAGAAGUAGCGAAAAGAGAUGGCAUCGGAAAAUUCUGGUUUUGAACAACCUCAAAAUGUGGCAGGGAAAUAGUAAAUUUCAUAUUAAUGAAGAGAGAGCACAAUCAUGGUUACGUGAACCACAUUGCAAUGCCAGCAAGAUAAAGAACAACCUGAAAUCGAUUAUCCUCAGGCGCCAAAACCAGAGAUGAAAAGAGGGAGAAUAGGAAAGUUAGAUACUAUUCUCUCAUUCACCAGACAACGAUCCACUCAGAUUUUCAUGGUUCUUGGCUUCUUCUACAUUCUUGUCGUCUUCCUCGAGAUACCCUUCGUCUUCAGAACCGCUCAAGAACGACCGUUUCGCCUCCCGCCGCUCGUUCGGCCCCCAAACGGCGUCGUCUCGGGUUUGACCCUAAACGAUGCCGCAUUUGAUUCCUUCCUCUACCAAUCCGCCUGCCGCGCCGGCAGGGUUCUUUGGGCCGAACUUGAAUCAGGUAACGUGCAGGCCCCUGUUUCCAAGCUCGAUAACAAAUCCAGGCCAUGCCCCGAAUCCAUAUCGGUAUCUGGGCCCGAGUUUUUUAGCCGCGGGAGGUCGAUGGUGAUUCCCUGUGGACUCACGUUAGGGUCCCAUGUAACCGUGGUUGGGGAGCCGUUAAGAGCGCAAAGGAAGAAGUGUCAGUUUAUGAUGGAGUUGCAGGGGCUGACGACGGUAGAGGGUGAAGAACCACCUAGGGUCUUACAUUUCAAUCCUAGGUUGAAAGGGGAUUGGAGUGGAAAGCCUGUGAUUGAACUAAACACUUGUUACCGCAUGCAUUGGGGUACUGCAAUGCGCUGUGAUGGUUGGAAAUCCAGAGCUGGUGAAGAUACUGUUGAUGGGUUGGUGAAAUGUGAGAAGUGGAUUCGAGGUGAUGAUGGUGACAGACAUGCAGUUGAGUCCAAGGCAGAGUGGUGGUUGAAGAGAUUGAUUGGUCGGACAAAACGAGUAGCAGUUGAUUGGCCAUUUCCAUUUUCUGUGAACAAGCUAUUUGUUCUUACUCUCAGUGCUGGGUUGGAGGGUUACCAUGUUUAUGUUGAUGGGAGGCAUGUCACCUCUUUUCCUUAUCGCACUGGCUUUACUCUUGAGGAUGCCACUGGUCUGAUUUUGAGCGGGGACAUUAGUGUUCGUUCUGUAUUUGCUGCCUCUUUGCCCUUGGUGCAUCCCAACAUUUCCUCGCAGCAGCAUCUUGAAUUUUCAACCAGAUGGCGUGCCCCAAGUCUUCCUCACUAUGGCGUGGAAUUGUUUAUUGGGAUCCUUUCAGCCGGAAACCAUUUUGCUGAGCGGAUGGCUGUGAGGAAGUCAUGGAUGCAGCAUAACUCAAUCCAAUCUUCAAAAGUGGUGGCUCGCUUCUUUGUAGCACUGCACCCGAGGAAGGAAAUUAACGUGGAGUUGAAGAAGGAGGCAGAAUAUUUUGGUGAUAUUGUUAUAGUUCCUUACGUGGAUAACUAUGACCUUGUUGUGCUGAAAACGGUGGCCAUCUGUGAAUACGGGGUACGCACAGUUUCUGCGGACUAUAUCAUGAAGGGAGAUGAUGACACUUUUAUAAAAGUUGAUGAUGUUAUGACUCGAGUAAGGAAUGUUCCAUAUUCUAUGAGCUUUUAUAUCGGGAACAUCAAUUACCGCCACAGACCCAUGCGCCAUGGUAAAUGGGCCGUGACAUAUGAGGAGUGGCCAGAAGAGGAAUACCCACCCUAUGCUAAUGGACCGGGUUAUAUUUUGUCUUCUGAUAUUGCAAGCUACAUAGUAUCUGAAUUCGAGGUGCAUAAAUUAAGGUUGUUUAAAAUGGAAGAUGUGAGUAUGGGAAUGUGGGUAGAACAAUUUAACAGAACGAAACCAGUAUACUAUUUUCAUAGCUUGAGGUUCUGCCAGUAUGGUUGUGUAGAAGGCUAUGUCACUGCCCAUUACCAAUCGCCUAGGCAGAUGAUGUGCCUGUGGGAAAAAUUGCAGAUGCAGACAAUUCCUGAGUGCUGCAACAUGAGAUAACGUUGUUGGUUGCCAUCUUUGAAUUCAGCGAGGAACAGAGAAAAGUUUUGCAGUCAUAGCUUAGAUUCAAUAUUGUAUAUAUAGUGAUGGUUAGUUAACUGUAGUCCUGUAUAAAUGUGGCCUUUUUAAAUUUCAUUAUUUAUUUUAGAUAGCGAAUUCCAUUAUUUAGGUUACUCGAUUCUAUCUUCUUCCUUUAAGUGUUGUUUCAGCGUGGGAUGGGAAGAUCAACGUGAGAAUUGAGUGAGUGGGGAUAUCAUUUUUAGGAUUACGGGAACAUGCUCUUACAUAUAUACAAUUGCUCACAUUUUUUUAUAUCUUA